UGCACGCUAGCGCGGUCGACCACCACUCCAGCAGGAAGGUUUCUCAAGUUACUACACUGGGAUCCUUUUUUUCCCUAUAUAAGCUGCAAAGUUUGCAGAGAGCUAACAAGAACAGAACAUGGCGUCCAACAAGCUUGCUCUUCCGGUGGCUCUCCUGCUCUGCGGGCUCAUGGCGAUUGGAUCCCUACAGACCACGGAUGCGGAGUUUUGCCCAACAUACGACUGCCAGGUUGCCAAGUACAUGACGUGCCCGUCGUCGGGAAGCAGGCAGCUGUUUCCGGCGUGCAACUGCUGCUUCGCCCGCAACAUGGAGAAAGGAUGCAUCAUCUACUACAACAACGGGACCAUGUCGGAUUGCAGUAAACAGUGAUCGCAAUCCCUUUCUUGUAUGUGUUUAAGCAUGAUUUUUCUUGAUGCUGAAUAA
This is a messenger RNA of Lolium perenne, 424 nucleotides long. RefSeq lists its product as uncharacterized. Lineage: Eukaryota; Viridiplantae; Streptophyta; Magnoliopsida; Poales; Poaceae. The record is from RefSeq and is a predicted model, not a curated record. Gene Ontology annotation, molecular function: serine-type endopeptidase inhibitor activity.